Messenger RNA from Neltuma alba, 2134 nucleotides. Its product is annotated as asparagine--tRNA ligase, chloroplastic/mitochondrial. Gene Ontology annotation, biological process: asparaginyl-tRNA aminoacylation. Lineage: Eukaryota; Viridiplantae; Streptophyta; Magnoliopsida; Fabales; Fabaceae. Gene Ontology annotation, cellular component: mitochondrion. Gene Ontology annotation, molecular function: ATP binding; asparagine-tRNA ligase activity. The record is from RefSeq and is a predicted model, not a curated record.
CCAAAUGCAUCAACGGAUAUAACACUGUACGCGCCUCAAGCAGAUAUGGUCUGCAGCUGUGCGGCUACGCAAAUGGCUGCCAUGGCUGCUAUUGCUGUAGCUCCCACGAGGCAACUUCGUCUCACUCCUUAUACAGCCUUUCGUUAUCUCUCAUUCUACCGCAAACCAAUCCCCAUCCACCUUCCCAACCUCCCCACACCACUGCCUAAACCUAUUAUGUUUCGUUCCUAUCCGUCUCCCGACUUCUCCCCGGAGAUUCCCCGCCGACGAUGCUUCUGCACUGUAAUCAGCGGAGAGGCUGUCGAGACGACGAAGCAGGAUGUUGUUCAAGAUCGGAGGGGCCAAGUGGGUGGCAAAGUUGGAGAAUUUCGGAAGAAGCUCAAGGUUGUCGAUAUAAAGAGUGGUCCUAAUGAAGGCUUGGACUUCCUGGGGCAGACCUUGGUUGUGAAGGGAUGGGUUCGAACUCUUCGGGUCCAAAGUAGCGUUACAUUCGUAGAGAUUAACGAUGGUUCAUGCCUUUCAAACAUGCAAUGCGUGAUGGACUCGGAUGUCGAGGGAUAUGAUCAGGUAGAAACUGGCUCGAUUACAACUGGUGCAUCUAUAUGGGCGCAAGGCGUGGUGGUGAAGAGCCAAGGAUCAAAGCAGAAGGUGGAAUUGAAGGUCAAGAAAAUAGUACUGAUUGGCAAGAGUGAUUCCUCAUUUCCCAUCCAAAAGAAAAGGGCUAGCAGAGAGUUUUUAAGAACAAAGGCACAUCUUCGUCCAAGGACAAAUACUUUUAGUGCGGUUGCAAGGGUUAGGAAUACAUUAGCCUAUGCUACACACAAGUUCUUCCAAGAAAAUGGAUUUGUGUGGGUUUCAAGUCCUAUUAUCACAGCCUCAGAUUGUGAGGGGGCAGGUGAACAGUUUUGUGUGACUACCUUGAUACCAAAUUCUCAAGAAACUGCUGAUUCUCCUGUUGAUGCCAUUCCACAAUAUAACAGAUUAAUUGACUGGUCUCAAGACUUCUUUGGUAAACCAGCAUUCUUGACUGUCUCAGGCCAACUUAAUGGUGAAGCGUAUGCUACUGCUCUUACUGAUGUUUAUACUUUUGGUCCCACGUUCCGAGCAGAGAAUUCUAACACUUCCAGACACUUGGCCGAAUUUUGGAUGAUUGAACCAGAACUUGCAUUUGCUGAUCUAAAUGAUGACAUGGCCUGUGCAACUGCCUAUCUACAGUAUGUAGUAAAAUAUGUUCUAGACAACUGCAAGGAGGAUAUGGAUUUUUUCAAUACAUGGAUUGAGAAAGGAAUCAUUGAUCGCUUGAGUGAUGUAGCAGAUAAAGACUUUGCACAAAUAACCUACACUGAAGCAAUAGAUCUGCUUUUGGGAGCAAAGAAGAAAUUUGAAUUCCCGGUAAAAUGGGGAUGUGAUCUGCAGAGCGAGCAUGAGCGUUAUAUAACUGAAGAGGCGUUUGCUGGAUGCCCUGUUAUAAUCAGAGACUAUCCUAAGGAUAUCAAAGCAUUCUACAUGCGGCAGAAUGAUGAUGGAAAGACAGUUGCUGCAAUGGAUAUGCUAGUUCCAAAGAUUGGUGAAAUUAUUGGGGGAAGCCAAAGAGAAGAACGUCUUGAGCUUUUAGAAGCUCGUCUGGAUGACUUAAAGCUGAAUAAGGAUGCAUAUUGUUGGUAUCUCGAUUUGCGCCGAUACGGUUCUGUACCUCAUGCGGGAUUUGGUUUGGGCUUUGAAAGGCUUGUGCAAUUUGCAACAGGGAUGGACAAUAUACGGGAUGUGAUCCCUUUUCCUCGAACUCCUGGUUCUGCCGAAUUCUAGAAGUGAACUUGCAGAUAUUUGAAGCACUGAUCUUUCUACCCUAAUUUUCAUGUAAAAUUUAAAUGUUAUGUUGAGACAUUUGAGUCUCUUGCAUCCACUUGAAGUAUCCUUGAUAUUUUGCGAGGAAGAAACUUGGAUAUUAGAGUGGAUGUUCUGAUAAAUGCUUUUGUACGUUUAGAAGUUAUAGUAAUGUUAUAAUUGAUUAUUUUUUGAAGUGAUAAAGAUGUAAUACUGUGUUUUUGUUUGCACGUUAUGAUAUUGCGUGUCAAAGUUGAAUGUAAGUGAACUUUAUUCUUUCUGAAUUAUACAUGCAGGACUGGCUUGCUAA